Prorocentrum cordatum is the source of this 1145-nucleotide messenger RNA. The record is from the annotation of a GenBank genome assembly. Lineage: Eukaryota; Dinophyceae; Prorocentrales; Prorocentraceae.
AGCGGCCCCCUCGCCGGCCGCGGCGCGUUCCCCUGCGCGCGGCGAUACCCGGGGGGCGCUGGCGCCGUGGCUCGGCGGCGUGGGCGGCUCCACGUCAGAGGAGGCUUGCCCCUGGCGCGCCGGGGCGAGCGGAUGCCGCUGGAGGUGCCAGCGGCGGCCGGGGAGCAGCUCCUCGUCGUCGGCGCGGCCCAGGAGGAGUUCAUGCACGCGUCGCCGUCGUGGACGGCCUUGUCCCAGGAGCUGUUGCCGACUGCCGAGGGACUCAGCGAUACCGAGGUGAUCUUGAUCUGCUGCAUCGGCUUCGCCCUUGGGUUCGCCCCAACUGUGGCUGGCUCUCGUCAGGCUGCUCGCCGGCGGACUUUUUCCGCUGGGUGUCCGCGGCCCACACGCCGGUCGACAUGGGGUACGUGCUCGCCCUGCUCGACACGGACGGAGACGGGCAUGUGGACAAGGAGGAGAUAGCGUACGCGGCCAGGCUCAUAUUGCACGACAAGCAGAGGGAGAUCGCCGACCUGCCGCACAAGAUCGCGCAGCAGGAGCACAAGGAACAUCGCUGGAACAUGUUCUUUUCGGUCAGCAUCUUGAUCUGCGCUGGGUCGACCACCUGGUCGUACGCGGCGUUCGGAGAGGACAUGAAGCUAUUGUUGGCUUUCGUACCGUCGCUCCUUCUUGUGAUGUUCUGCUUCGUGCAGCUGAUACGCCAGCGUGCGUUGCUCUCGAGGCUGCGGAAGCGGAAGCACGACAGCAAGAUGUUCAUCCAGCACUUGAAGGGUGGCGGCAGCGAGCCGUGGCCACUUCAGCCAGCAAGGGACGCCGCGAGGGACGUCGCCAGACUGCAGGAGCCCUUCCUGCCGCGCUGAGGCGGAGGGGGCGCCCGCGCGGCGGGGGGGGCGGCCGGGCGCCGCCGUGCGCGCGGGCGGCGGGGCCGCCCUCUUGCCCUUGGGUGCGGCUGCUCCUCCCGCUGCCGUCGGCCACGUGCAAGGGGCGAGGAAUCGGAGGAGGUAUCAGAAUCUACUGGCGUGGUCGUCGACGACUUGAUCUUCGCCUGUGCUUCCUGCUUCGGCGCUGCCCGUGACACAGCCGAUCCUGCAGUGCCGGCCCACAGAAGUGGCAAGGGUUUUUUUUGCAGCCGAGGCGAAAUAAAA